This is a messenger RNA of Anopheles aquasalis, 1396 nucleotides long. RefSeq names its product retinaldehyde-binding protein 1. Gene Ontology annotation, cellular component: membrane. The record is from RefSeq and is a predicted model, not a curated record. Gene Ontology annotation, molecular function: phosphatidylinositol bisphosphate binding. NCBI's taxonomy places the organism in Eukaryota, Metazoa, Arthropoda, Insecta, Diptera, Culicidae.
GCUACUGCACAUCCUUCCGUUCGUCAGUCAGUAUACGAUCGAUCAUCGGUUGGAGCGGAUCGGACAGACCAGGAAUAGCAGAACACUCACGCUGGGAUGGCAUCGUUUGAGCUUGAGAUUGCACCUCCGAGUGCCGAGUUGCUCGAGGUGGCGCGCCAGGAACUACGCGAAACGCCCGAAGUGCGAGCGGCUGCUGUAGAGGAACUGAGGAAGCUGCUGGCCGCAGCCACCGAUCUUAACUUCCCGGAUGACGAGGAGUUUCUGUUGAUCUUCCUACGCCCGACCAAGUUCUAUCCGGAGAGUGCCCUGAAGCUGAUGCGCAACAUUGCCGAGUUCAACAAGACGUACAAGGAUUCGCUGCACAAUCUGAUGCCGUCCGAUGUGAAGAACGUAUUCAUCGAGCAUAACAUCAUCAAUGUGCUGACAAAUCGCGAUCAGAAGGGACGCCGGAUAAUGGUGGUUAAUAUGGGUGAGACCUGGGAUCCGAAGGUGGUCAGCGAGGAGCAGAUCUUCCGCGUGCUGUACACGAUCCACAAGCUGGCAGUGCUGGAAGAGGCCACCCAGAUCAACGGAGUGGUGGUGAUCUAUGACUUCAAGGGAAUGGGCAUGAAGCACGUCAAAUCGAUGUCUCCUGGUGGAGCGAAGCGGCUACUCACUUUCAUCCAAGAGGCGAGCCCCCUGCGCGUCAAGGGAAUCCAUUUCAUCAACCAGCCGAUGAUCUUUAGCAUGGUCUGGACACUGUUCAAGCCGUUCGUCCAGGAUAAGCUCAACAAACGGAUGUUCUUCCACGGUGAUAAGCUAUCGAAGCUGCACGAGCACGUCCACAAGGAGUGCCUACCUUCGAACUAUGGUGGAUCGCUGCCGGCACUCACCUACGGUGGCAAGGAAUGGUACCCGGUGGCCGAGAACCAUUUGGACUUCAUCAAAAAAUUCAACUCCUGCGGGUUCAAGUAAAGGUCACAAAAGAUUCAUCUCUCCCCCCCAUCCCGAAAAGACUACAGCAAAUCAAUCGGAACGACCUUAUCAAAUGCAAAUGGUGUGCAAGAGAGAAAGAGCGACAGCAUCAGCAGCAGCAGGCAGCGAGGCAGAGAAUAAGAUUGAGGGCCGGCCGGCUAGCCGGCUGAUAAUGCCAGAAGACUUUGCGUUAUCGCACAGUGACGCUUGUUACGGAGACCUUUGGUGGUCGACUCUCUGUGCUGCUGCUGCUGCUGCUGCUGCUCGGUCAUGCUCCUGCGUCCUGACGUCAUGUGGUAUGGUCAUUUGAUAAAAACGUUUCUAUCAGGCUACCAGACUGACUGUUGGAGUUGGAGUGCCAAGUGCUAUAGUUGUUUAACCGUUUGUUAUGUGCGCCUUAUCGAAUAAACAGCGAAUGAAGUUUUUCUACGAAUUAACAACC